AUGGUUCAACUGUCCACUUCUGCUUUCGUCGCCGCCAUCGCUCUUUCCAUCCCGGUGUCAGUACUUGCUGGUCCCAUCAACACUAUUGAAGAAAGAGAUGUCACUGAUGGUAGCAUCGGGGAGCUCGAUGCCCGCUUCGACGAUACUCAGGAAUCUGUCCUCGAGCGUGGCUUCGAGGACCACGAAGAUCUCGAAGCUCGGGUCUUCGGUCACCUGUGGAAUGGUCUCCGAAAUACCGUCCUUAACGGUGGCGCCCGCCGUGUUGUAACCGCCCCCGUUCGUAACGCCAUCCAAACCACGCACAAGAACAACGAGGCGAAGAAGAAGGCAGAUGCCAGCUCUCAGGCAAACAGGAACAUUAAGCAGUGGCACGACACGACCCGCAAGGUGAUCGCUCACAAGAAGGCUGGGACCCGUCGCGAGCUCGACAAAGACCUGGAAACGCGCGAAAUGGAGGAGCUCGAAGCGCGCGUCCUGGGUCACUUAUGGCAAGGAGUCCGAAAUACAGUUCUCAAUGGAGGUGCUCGCCGGGUCGUCACUGCCCCCGUCCGCAACGCCGUCGUCAACACACACAAAGACAACCAGGCGAAGCAACAACUCGAAGCCAACAGGCAAGCCGCAAAUCAUGCCAAGCAGCAAGUUGCUGCUCAACACCGGAAGCAGCCCAACCAUGACCUGCGGAACAAGUGGAAAGACACCAUCCAGGCAGCGCGUGCCCAACAGCUACAGCAAGGCAGGAAGAAGCGCGAGUUGAGCGAGGAGUUGGAGGCGCGGGAGGACUGGGAAGAUAUUCUUGAGGCGCGCGAAUGGGAUAUUGAGGAUUUGGAUUGA
This is a messenger RNA of Cyclocybe aegerita, 831 nucleotides long. The record is from the annotation of a GenBank genome assembly. NCBI's taxonomy places the organism in Eukaryota, Fungi, Basidiomycota, Agaricomycetes, Agaricales, Hemipholiotaceae.